Gavia stellata (red-throated loon) is the source of this 2073-nucleotide messenger RNA. RefSeq names its product frizzled class receptor 3 (gene FZD3). NCBI's taxonomy places the organism in Eukaryota, Metazoa, Chordata, Aves, Gaviiformes, Gaviidae. The coding region runs from base 1 to 2073 and encodes 690 amino acids. Gene Ontology annotation, molecular function: Wnt receptor activity; Wnt-protein binding. The record is from RefSeq and is a predicted model, not a curated record. Gene Ontology annotation, biological process: non-canonical Wnt signaling pathway; canonical Wnt signaling pathway. The transcript is spliced from 9 exons. Gene Ontology annotation, cellular component: plasma membrane.
AUGGCUAUUAGCUGGAUGUUCUGUUACUUUUGGCUUUUGGAUGUUUUGGUGGGGCAAACGAGAGGGCACAGUUUAUUUUCUUGUGAGCCCAUCAUCUUGCGGAUGUGCCAGGAUCUGCCUUACAAUACCACCUUUAUGCCUAAUCUUCUGAAUCAUUACGACCAGCAAACAGCAGCAUUAGCAAUGGAGGAAGUCUUGGAAAAUAACCUCAGUAUGCUUAAAAAUUACAUCAUACAGCCUCAUUUGAAGUUAGGAUCAGCACCGUUUCAUCCGAUGGUGAAUUUGGAAUGCUCCAGAGAUUUUCGACCGUUUCUGUGUGCCCUCUAUGCUCCUGUGUGCAUGGAGUAUGGCCGCGUCACUCUCCCUUGUCGCAGACUUUGUCAAAGAGCAUACAGUGAGUGCUCCAAACUCAUGGAGAUGUUUGGGGUCUCUUGGCCUGAGGAUAUGGAGUGUACCCGAUUCCCAGAUUGUGAUGAACCAUAUCCUCGUCUUGUUGACCUCAAUUUAGCUGGGGAGCCCACAGAAGAGACCCCAAUGGCAGUACAGAGGGAUUAUGGUUUUUGGUGUCCUCGGGAGUUGAAAAUAGACCCCGAUCUGGGUUACUCUUUCCUGAGCGUACGGGACUGUUCCCCUCCUUGCCCAAAUAUGUACUUCCGGCGUGAAGAGCUCUCCUUUGCUCGUUACUUCAUCGGCGUCAUCUCCAUCGUCUGCCUUUCUGCUACCUUGUUUACUUUUUUAACUUUUCUGAUCGAUGUCACAAGAUUUCGCUAUCCAGAAAGACCGAUAAUAUUUUAUGCUGUCUGUUACAUGAUGGUGUCAUUAAUUUUCUUCAUUGGCUUUUUGCUUGAAGACCGAGUAGCGUGUAACGCAUCUAGCCCUGCCCAGUACAAGGCUUCCACAGUGACACAGGGCUCUCACAACAAAGCUUGCACCAUGCUUUUCAUGGUGCUCUAUUUCUUUACCAUGGCUGGCAGUGUUUGGUGGGUCAUUCUUACCAUCACGUGGUUCUUGGCAGCUGUGCCAAAAUGGGGCAGUGAAGCAAUCGAGAAGAAAGCAUUGCUCUUCCACGCCAGUGCCUGGGGCAUUCCGGGAACUCUAACCAUCAUCCUCUUAGCAAUGAAUAAAAUUGAAGGUGACAAUAUUAGCGGCGUAUGUUUUGUUGGCCUCUAUGAUGUGGAUGCAUUAAGAUACUUUGUACUUGCACCUCUCUGCCUGUAUGUUGUUGUUGGAGUUUCCCUUCUGCUAGCUGGCAUUAUCUCUCUCAAUCGGGUUCGCAUUGAAAUCCCGUUAGAAAAAGAGAACCAGGACAAACUGGUGAAGUUCAUGAUCCGGAUUGGCGUGUUCAGUGUUCUGUACCUCGUGCCACUGUUGGUUGUAAUUGGCUGCUAUUUCUAUGAGCAGGCUUAUCGAGGUGUGUGGGAGACGACGUGGAUUCAAGAACGCUGCAGAGAAUAUCACAUCCCUUGUCCCUAUCAGGUCACUCAGAUGAGUCGUCCAGAUUUGAUUCUCUUUCUCAUGAAAUAUCUCAUGGCUUUGGUCGUUGGGAUACCCUCUGUCUUCUGGGUUGGAAGCAAAAAGACCUGUUUUGAGUGGGCUAGCUUUUUCCAUGGACGCAGGAAAAAAGAAGUUGUAAAUGAGAGUCGUCAGGUGCUGCAAGAGCCGGACUUUGCUCAGUCUCUUCUGAGAGAUCCCAACACUCCCAUCAUCCGAAAGUCAAGAGGCACUUCUACCCAGGGCACCUCGACUCACGCCUCCUCUACCCAGCUGGCAAUGCUGGACGACCAAAGGAGCAAGGCAGGCAGUGUCCACAGCAAAGUCAGCAGCUACCACGGCAGCCUGCACCGAUCGCGUGAUGGCCGGUACACUCCCUGCAGCUACAGAGGCGUAGAAGAAAGACUACCUCACGGCAGCAUGUCACGACUGACUGAUCAUUCCAGGCAUAGCAGUUCUCAUCGGCUUAACGAACAGUCACGUCACAGCAGCAUCAGGGAUCUCAGCAGCAACCCAAUGACACACAUCACGCACGGGACCAGCAUGAACCGCGUUAUCGAAGAGGACGGCACCAGCGCUUGA